GCGCGGGUGGUGCAAGGCAGAGGUUGAGUGGUCCUCCGCCCGGAGCCAUUCCGAACAGAACCGCUGGAUCGAUGCUCCCGAGUCGCAACAGAGAAACGAGGAAGAGAGUGAGGGUGAGCAAGAGCCAGAGCUGCUGGGCAAAGUGCCCAUGGCUCCGGAGAUUUUCGAAAAAGAGAUGAGCUCGGCAGCCUUCACCCAUCGGUCUGAUGCCGAAGAGGUGAAGAAGCUGCAGUUCAAGGUUUUCCUCCAGAAAGUUUCCGAGUGCGAAGAGGCGCUCUUGGGACUUCUGCCCGAAGGGCAGUUGGGGCAGCUGGCAAAGGCCCUGCCUUACUUCAAGAAGCUGAGGGUGCUGAGGCUCCGGGACUUUAAGGUGGGCCGAGCAGAGGCUGGGGAGUUCGCGAAGGCGCUGGCAUCGAACCAAACGAUUCGCGAGCUCGAGAUACGUGCCCUGAGACGGUUUGACCUUGGGCUUGGGCAUGCGAUCGCUGAAGCUUUGAAGACCAACUCCACCCUCACCAGCAUCAACCUCGAAGACAACCACAUGGGCGAGGAAGGUGGCAAGGCGAUCUGCGAAGCGCUGAAGACCAAUUCCACGCUCACCAGCAUCAGCCUCAAAGACAACCACAUCUACGAUGAGGGUGCGCAGGCGAUCUGCGAAGCGCUGCGGUGCAACUCCACCCUCACCAGCGUCAACCUCGAAGAAAAUCAGAUCGGCGUGGAGGGUGGCAAGGCGAUUGGCCAAGCAUUGAAGACGAACUCCACCCUCACCAGCAUCGACCUGAAGGACAACGGCAUGGGUGAGGAGGGUGGGAAGGCGAUCGCCGAAGCAUUGAGGAGCAACUCCACACUCACCAGGAUUGAGCUCACUUUCAACGGUAUCGGCAGUGAGGGUGGGAAGGCGAUCUGCGAAGCGCUGAAGACCAACUCCACGCUCACCAGCAUCAACCUCGCAGGCAACUUCAUCAGCGAGCAGGUGCUUGCAAAGAUUCAGAAGAGGUGCCGACUCGCGGCUCCGGAAGCUGCAAAGGCUUGGACGGGGCGAGUGCGCAUAGAGGCCCUCACACAGAAAUUGAAAGUACUCUGCAACCCCAGCGAGUUGAGCUUCGAGUUCGAGUGGUGUCCUCUCGACGUCGCACAGGUAAAGGCGAUCUGCGAAGCGUUAAUGCGCAACUCCACAGUCACCAGCAUCAACCUCACAUGGUGCUCCAUGGGCGAUGAAGGUGCGGAGGCGAUUUGCGUAGCGCUGAAGAGCAACUCCACACUCACCAGCAUCGACCUUCGGCUCAACGACAUGGGCAGUGAGGGCGGGAAGGCGAUUGGAGAAGCGUUGAAGACGAACUCCAAAGUCACCAGCAUCAACCUCGCACGGAACGUCAUCCGCGUGGAGGGUGGGAAGGCGAUUGGCGAAGCGUUGAAGACGAACUCCACGCUCACCAGCAUCGACCUCGAACAGAACAACAUCCGCGAUGAGGGUUGCAAGGCGAUUGGCAAAGCUUUGAAGACCAACUCCACGCUCACCAGCAUCAACCUCGAACAGAACAACAUCCGCGAUGAGGGUUGCAAGGCGAUCGCCGAAGCUUUGAAGACCAACUCCACACUCGCCAGCAUCAACCUUCAACUCUGCGGCAUCGGCCUUGAGGGUGCGGAGGCGCUUGCCGAGGCUCUGAAGAGCAACAAAACUGUUCGCGAAAUUAAGCUCUUCGGAAACGACAUCCCCGAAGAGUGCGAGCAGGCCUGGGCGGUUCGCCGGGCUCGUGAGCGGUUUCCGAAGCCUUGCCCUCCAUAG
Molecule: messenger RNA, 1786 nt
Organism: Symbiodinium necroappetens
Lineage: Eukaryota; Dinophyceae; Suessiales; Symbiodiniaceae
Source: the annotation of a GenBank genome assembly